Messenger RNA from Arabidopsis thaliana (thale cress), 3455 nucleotides. RefSeq names its product CYCLIN B1;5 (gene CYCB1;5). The record is from RefSeq and is marked reviewed. Lineage: Eukaryota; Viridiplantae; Streptophyta; Magnoliopsida; Brassicales; Brassicaceae. The transcript is spliced from 15 exons. Bases 1 to 1452 code for a protein of 483 amino acids. Gene Ontology annotation, cellular component: cytosol.
AUGGCCCAUUACAUUAACAUCUAUGGCAAAAGACUGUUUGAUAUUGGACUCUAUCUAAAGACAAGUGUUGACCUAAUAUUACAACAGCAACACGUUCUGAUGAGUCAACAGAAGUUUACCGACAUCAGCCUCUGCCAUCGAGAAGCACCGAAUCCGAAGCUGGAUUUGCCGGACGAUAACCGGCUAUCUCCACUAACAGAACUGGAAGAUAUCGGGCAACAGUCCAAAACACUUGGGACAGCGAUUCACCGGAAAAUUUCCGAACAGAAGCGUGUGAUUGAAUCUGGGUCUGUUGCUUCGAUCGUUGAACACAAACGCACAAAUCUCUCAGCGAUCAUGGCGACGAGGGCAAACAUACCUGAACAAGUCAGAGGUGCUCCUCUCGUUGAUGGUUUGAAGAUUCAGAACAAAAACGGUGCUGUGAAGAAUCGGCGUGCCCUCGGUGACAUCGGAAAUCUUGUUUCUGUUCCCGGAGUUCAAGGAGGAAAGGCUCAACCUCCGAUUAAUCGACCCAUUACUCUUAGUUUUCGUGCCCAGUUAUUAGCGAAUGCCCAACUCGAAAGAAAGCCAAUCAAUGGAGACAACAAGGUUCCAGCUCUUGGUCCAAAGAGUCAGCCUCUUGCUGCAAGAAACCCAGAAGCUCAAAGGGCGGUUCAGAAGAAGAAUCUAGUGGUUAAGCAACAGACGAAGCCUGUUGAAGUGAUCGAGACGAAGAGGAACAAAGCUGCUUGUGGUAUAGUCAACAAACCAAAGAUUCUUGAUAUUGAUGAAUCUGACAAAGAUAAUCAUGUGGCUGCAGUGGAGUAUGUUGAUGAUAUGUACUCGUUCUAUAAAGAAGUUGAGAAGGAGAGUCAGCCUAAGAUGUACAUGCACAUUCAAACUGAGAUGAAUGAGAAGAUGAGAGCGAUCUUGAUUGAUUGGUUACUAGAAGUUCACAUCAAGUUUGAGCUUAACCUUGAAACUCUGUACCUCACUGUUAACAUCAUUGAUCGAUUCCUCUAUGUGAAAGCUGUUCCCAAGAGAGAGUUGCAGGUUAACGAUCUGGUGUAUGUCACGGACAAUGCUUACAGUAGCAGACAGAUUCUAGUGAUGAAGAAGGCAAUUCUUGGAAACCUCGAAUGGUAUUUGACAAUCCCGACUCAAUACGUCUUCCUUUUCUGCUUCAUCAAAGCUUCGAUAUCUGAUCCAGAAGUACUUCACGUUCAAAAGAAAAAUCUUCAAGCUUCAAAGACCAAAAGUUUCAGCAUACAAGUGUUGAGCUUUUCUUCACACAAGUCUAUAGUCAAAUCAGACCAAUUCUGCAAAAAGUUUAACCUCUGUCAAGAAGUGACGGCCCUUGCUUCAGAAUUCCAUCUAGGAAACUGCGAGGCUUGGCGCGAGACUGUCACCAAACUCAAGGAUCCUGAGACAAAGCUGAAACUCCGCAUAUCUCUCAAGGUAUGCAGUCGCUAAACAAUUACCAGGAAAAGUGCUUGAAGGUGGUGUUUGAGUACACGGCCUCUGAUGCUUGCGGAUAUGGAUAAGUUUCUGGAAAAUAAAAGCCUAUGCGUCUGUCCAGGUCAAAGUAGUAGAAAAGAUCUUGUUCUGGUCCCCAGGGUGCUACGAAAUUUGGUUACCAGGGGAAUCAACAUAAUACACACAGAAAAAGGCUCUGGUUGUGGAUGACAGUAACAGAAUCCCCUAAUCUUGAGCCUCAGUGAUAAGAUGACCAAGCAUUCUUUUAGUGCAUCAUGUUAAGAUUUCUCAAGCUGCAAAGAACUCUUGAUAAAGGGUUUCAAGAUGAAGGAGUGUUUAGCUGCAAAGAAGAUCUGAAGACUAUUCAAAGAGGAAAUGUCUCAGAUGCGUUUCAACGUACUCAUGAAUGAUAAGGUAAUCAUGUUAAACCUAUUCCCAUCAUUUUAUACUCUUCUUAAUAGAACCAAUGUGAGUUUAAUCUAUAUUCCAAGUAUUCAGGGGUGUAGUUAUAAUCUUCUAUUUUGAGAGGAUAGCUCCCACCGGUUCUGCCUCAAGAUUAGAGAGACUGUUAGUGUUUUAUUGCAUGUUUUCUCAAAUUAAGUUGUGUGGUUUUGUCCGUUUGAUGUAGACAUUGUUCAUUAUUAAGGAGUUGUAUUGCAGGAAUAUAACUUAGUGUGAGCCUGUUGAUGUAUCUAUUAAGGAGUUGGUAAAGAGACUUGAAGAAGGUUAAAAGUACGAAUGAGAAGCAACCUUAGCUGAGUAUAUAGUAAGUUUCAUUAAUUAUUUCUCGGCUCUAAUUUUGUUGUAUCAAUUUUAUCUUGUGAUUAUCUUUUUUGAUAUGUUUCACUAUGCUCAGAGUAAAUAACAAAAUGUUAACUCUCUCUUGCUCUCUCUCUCAUAAAAAAAAUAAACACAGCCAAAAAUGUUCCUUACACUCGAAAAAAAAAAAACACUAAACGCACGAAGACGUAAAACACCACAAAAAAAAAAAAAAUUAGACUUAAAAUGCAAAAAUAAACUCCACAACUCACGAUCAAGUAAAUUACACAAAAUCACGAUAACAUAAAUUCGAGAAAUUCACGAUCACGUAGAUUAAUCAUAAACAAAAAAAUAUUAAUCAAACACAAAAAUACAAUAAAAAUACUUAAAAUAAACUCCAUAACUUCACGAUCACAUAAACUAAUCAUAAACAAACAAAAAAAACAUUAUUUUAAACCACACGCAACAAGUAAAAAAAAAUAUAGAAUAAAAAUGCAAAAAUAAAUUCCACAACUUUGUAAAUUCCACAAAUUACGAUAACAUAAAUUCGACAAAUUCAUGAUCAAGUAAAUCAAUCAUAAACAAAAAAACAUUAAUUUUAAACACACUCAAAGAUACAAGAAAAUGCUAAAAUAAACUCCACAUCUUCAUGAUCACAUAAAUUAAUUAUAAACAAACAAAAAACAUUAUCUUUAAAACACACGCAACAAGUAAACAUAAAAAUACAAUAAAAAUGCAAAAAUAAAUUCCACAACUUCAUGAUCACGUAACCAUAUUUUGGUCUGUAACCAUAUCAAGCGGUUAAAAACCUUAACCAUUAACCGUAAAAAUAUAUAGGUAUGGUUAACCAUACGGUUAAAACCUUAACUGUUAAUUAACCAUAUGGUUAAAACCUUACAAAUAUAUUGUAAGUGUGUAUAAUGCAAAAGACAAGGAUCGAAUGUUCAGAUAAUUUUUUUGUUUUAAUGAUAGUGCAUAUGAAAAAAUCUAUGUUAAAAAAAAACAACUAUGUUGUAAUUAAGAAAAGUUGAUCUACAAUAUAUAUUUUUAUCUUAUUAAAAACAGUAUAAACGGUCGGAUAAUUUGUUAAAUUUUGCCUCUGAUAUUACUCGUAUCGUAAUCAUCAAUUAAACAUAACUUAUUUUUUUAUUUUUUUUUGGUCAUGCCUAAGUUUGCUUUCUCUCAAACACAUUUUCAAUUUAGAUUCUUUUUGAGCAGCACUAAUUUUAACUCAAUCCUUG